CUUCUGCAAAGAGAAAGUAGCACGUGGGGGAUAAGCAGCAACCGGCUGGCGGUGCAGGUCCCUCUGUCUCCUCACCAUGUCCACCCUGUAUCUUUACCCGCACCCUGAUAACUUUCAGAACCUCCGUGUGCUCGUCGCAGCCCAAUAUGGCCGAGAGGAGCCCAAGGUGGUCGGGCUGCCUCCCGACAUAGAGAUGGGGAACUCCUCCUUCUCCCUGCCCAAGCUCCCGGCUCUGGAAACCCAGGCGGGCAUCUACGUGUCUGGCCCCGCAGCUGUUUCUUCUCUGCUGUCCCCGGAUGCCAUGAGAGGGCAAGGCCCUGAAGCAAGCGCUCUGGUGCGGCAGUGGAUCAGCUAUGCCGACUUGGAAAUCGCACCUGCGGCCUGUGCGUCGGCCUUCUCUGUGCUGGGGAUCUCCAAGCAAAGUAAACAGGUGAUAGAUCGUGCUGUGGCAGAACUCCAAAAUCUUCUUAGGGUGCUGGAUGAGCACUUGAAGCUGCGGACGUACCUGGUGGGGGAGGCCGUGACGCUGGCUGACGUGACCGUGGCUUGUUCUCUGCUCCUGCCGUAUAAACACGUCCUAGGCCAAGCCCUUCGCACUUCUUACACCAACGUUACCCGUUGGUUCCUGACCUGCAUUAAUCAGCCAGAAUUCCAAGCUGUUCUGGGUCCAGUGAAGCUGUGUGAGGAGGCGCCUGGAGUGGGUACCCCAAAAUCGGCUCUCAAAGAACCAGCGGUAUCUCCUGAGGCAGAGUUGGCAGAGCCACCACCCAAAAGUGCCUCCCAGCUGAAGAAAGAGGCCAAGAAGAAAGAAAAACUGGAGAAGUUUCAACAGAAGAAGGAAAAGAGCCAGCAGCAGCAACAGGGGGAGAAGAAGCCAAAAGCUGAGAAGAAAGAUAAGAAAGAUCUUGGAGUCAUGACCUACAACGUGCCGACCAAGCCAGGGGAGAAAAAAGAUGUGACCAGUGCAAUGCCUGACUCCUACAGCCCACAGUACGUUGAAGCUGCUUGGUACCCAUGGUGGGAGAGCCAAGGUUUUUUCAAACCAGAGUAUGGGCGCCGCAGUGUCUCUGAGCCGAACCCCAGCGGCCUCUUCAUGAUGUGCAUCCCUCCGCCCAACGUCACAGGAUCUCUUCAUCUUGGCCACGCGCUCACCAAUGCCAUUCAGGACUCCCUGACACGAUGGCACCGGAUGAGGGGGGAGACGGCCCUGUGGAACCCUGGCUGCGACCACGCUGGCAUCGCCACGCAAGUGGUGGUGGAGAAGAAGCUUUGGAAGGAGCAAGGGAAGACGCGGCAUGACCUCGGCCGCGAGCGAUUCAUCGAAGAGGUCUGGAAGUGGAAGAACGAGAAAGGUGACCGGAUCUACCACCAGCUGAAGAAACUGGGCUCCUCGAUGGACUGGGACAGAGCCUGUUUUACUAUGGACCCAAAACUCUCCAAUGCUGUCCAGGAGGCUUUUAUUCGGCUGCAUGAGGAAGGGGUCAUCUACCGAAGCAAACGCCUGGUCAACUGGUCGUGCACCCUCAACUCUGCCAUCUCAGACAUUGAGGUGGAUAAGAAGGAGUUAACAGGCCGGACGCUUCUGCCUGUCCCCGGCUAUAAAGAGAAGGUUGAGUUUGGGGUGCUGGUCUCCUUUGCCUACAAGACCAAGGGCUCAGAUGAGGAAGUGGUGGUGGCUACGACCCGUAUUGAGACCAUGCUGGGGGACACGGCAGUGGCAGUCCAUCCCCAGGAUCCCCGAUACCAACAUCUGCACGGCCGGUGCGUCCUGCACCCGUUCACCGGACGGCUCUUGCCUAUUGUAUGCGACGAGUUUGUAGACAUGGCGUUUGGAACUGGUGCUGUGAAAAUCACGCCGGCCCACGAUCAGAACGACUACGAGGUCGGCCUGCGCCACGGUCUCGACUUCCUCACCAUCAUCGACGAGGACGGCUACCUGGUCAACGUGCCCCCUCCUUUCUUGGGCAUGAAGCGGUUUGAUGCCCGCCGAGCAGUGUUGGAAGCUUUGAAGAAAAAGGGGCUCUUUCGGGAGGUGAAGGACAACCCCAUGGUGGUACCUGUCUGCAGCCGUUCCAAAGAUGUGGUGGAGCCGCUGCUGAAGCCCCAGUGGUACGUGCGGUGCGACACAAUGGCCCGGGGAGCAGCCGAGGCGGUACGCCGGGGUGACCUGCGGAUCGUGCCCGACUUCCACCUCAAAACGUGGUUCAAUUGGAUGGACAAUAUCAGGGAUUGGUGCAUUUCUCGGCAGCUGUGGUGGGGCCAUCGUAUCCCAGCAUAUUUCGUGACUGUUAACGACCCUUCGGUGCCACCAGGAGAGGACACAGAUGGUAAAUACUGGGUAAGUGGCCGAAGCCAGCAAGAAGCAAAAGAGAAAGCAGCCAAAGUCUUCAAGGUGACCCAGGAGAAAAUCACCCUCCGGCAAGAUGAGGAUGUCCUGGACACCUGGUUCUCGUCCGGUCUAUUUCCUUUUUCCAUCUUUGGGUGGCCAAACUCUAGUGAAGAUCUCCAGGUUUUCUACCCUGGGACUCUCCUGGAGACGGGGCAUGACAUUCUCUUCUUCUGGGUGGCCCGCAUGGUCAUGUUGGGUCUCAAGCUUACAGGGAAGCUGCCAUUCAGAGAGGUUUACCUUCAUGCUGUCGUCCGGGAUGCCCACGGCAAGAAGAUGAGCAAAUCGCUGGGGAAUGUGAUCGAUCCAUUGGACGUUAUCACUGGCAUUACACUGGAGGGCUUACAUGCUCAGUUGCUAGAGAGCAAUUUAGACCCAGCUGAGAUUCAACGAGCAAAGCAAGGACAGAAAGCAGAUUACCCCAGUGGCAUCCCAGAAUGUGGGACUGAUGCACUCCGCUUUGCUCUCUGUGCGUACACAUCUCAAGGCCGGGAUAUAAACCUGGACGUGAACCGGAUUCUGGGCUACCGGCACUUCUGCAACAAACUGUGGAAUGCGACCAAAUUUGCCAUCCGUGGCCUUGGGGAUGGAUUCCAGCCACCGCCCAGUGCAGAGCUCAGCGGCUCAGAGAGCCUCAUUGACGUUUGGAUCCUGAGCCGCCUGAGCCACGCCGUGGAGUUAUGUGACCUUGGCUUCCAGGCCUACGACUUCCCUGGCAUCACCACAGCGGUGUAUAACUUCUGGCUCUAUGAGCUCUGUGACGUCUACCUGGAGUGCCUAAAGCCUGUGUUUGCUGGUCCAGACGAAGCCGCGAUCCAGACGGCCCGGAACGUUCUCUACACCUGCUUGGACGGCGGACUCCGUCUCCUCAGCCCUUUCAUGCCCUUCGUCACAGAAGAGCUGUACCAGCGGCUGCCCCGAAGGUCUCCCUCCGACGACCCUCCCAGCAUCUGUGUCACCCCUUACCCCAGCACAGACCAGUACUGCUGGAGAAACGAAGGCUUGGACCACGCCAUUGACUUCGUGCUGAGCAUCGUUCGGGCUGUGCGUUCGCUCCGAGCAGAUUACAACCUCACCAAGACCAAAGCUGACUGUUACUUACAGUGCCUGGAUUCUGAGACGGCCGCGGCUGUGGCGCGUUGCUCCGAAUACAUCCGCACGCUCUCCUCUUCCAAGCAAGUGCUGGUUCUGGAGCCAGGGCAAGCGCCCCCUCCUGGCUGUGCUGUGGCUAUCGCCUCCGACAAAUGCACUGUCCAUCUUCUGCUCAAGGGCUUGAUCGAUGCCGAGAAGGAGAUCGCCAAACUGGCUGGCAAAAAGGCAGAACUGCAGAAGCAAAUCCUUCGGUUGCGUGAGCGCAUGGACAGCCCAGACUACGCUGCUAAGGUGCCCGCCAAAGUCCGGGAGGCAGACGCAGCCAAGCUGAAACAAAGCGAAACCGAAUUGCAGAAAGCAGAUGAAGCCAUCGAGAACUUCAAGAAGAUGAUCUGAAAUCGAGGGAAGGGAUCUACGGGACUGUUAGAAGAUGUUUAUCCUGAAGUUAGGGUCGGGGGAGGCUGCCGUUUAAAGCCAAGCCCUUCUCAUUUGAGGAAAGAGGACCUGUUUCUUCUUUUCAGCUCUACUUGGUUUAUUCUAUUUUCGGUAGAGACAUUAAAAUAUUUUGCUGAGUUAGAA
Messenger RNA from Elgaria multicarinata webbii, 4057 nucleotides. RefSeq names its product valyl-tRNA synthetase 1 (gene VARS1). The record is from RefSeq and is a predicted model, not a curated record. Gene Ontology annotation, molecular function: ATP binding; aminoacyl-tRNA deacylase activity; valine-tRNA ligase activity. Gene Ontology annotation, cellular component: cytoplasm; cytosol. Bases 77 to 3874 code for a protein of 1265 amino acids. The transcript has 31 exons. Gene Ontology annotation, biological process: valyl-tRNA aminoacylation. Lineage: Eukaryota; Metazoa; Chordata; Lepidosauria; Squamata; Anguidae.